AACACUGAUUUAGUAAACGUAAAUAAAAAACAAUAAUUGAUAAGAAAAAUGGUUUGUGAAAAGUGCGAGGCCAAAUUGUCCAAAGUUUCGGCACCUAAUCCUUGGAGAACGAGCACAGCCCCAGCCGGAGGACGAAAAAUAAACGAAAACAAGGCUUUAUCCUCGGCCCGCGAGCGUUACAAUCCCAUUGGCACCGCUUUGGCGCCCUGCCGGAUAUGUCGGCAAAAAGUCCACCAAAUGGGCGCCCACUAUUGCCAAGCGUGCGCCUACAAAAAGGCCAUUUGCGCCAUGUGCGGCAAGAAGAUCAUGAACAUAAAGAACUACAAGCAGAGCUCAACGUGAUGCGGUCUAUUAAGGGAUUCACUUAAGCCUAACCUAGCCAUAGACAACAGUAUAAUUAUAUCGUAUAGUACAACAAAUGCCAAAAUAAGUUAA
Drosophila rhopaloa is the source of this 435-nucleotide messenger RNA. Its product is annotated as cysteine-rich PDZ-binding protein. Lineage: Eukaryota; Metazoa; Arthropoda; Insecta; Diptera; Drosophilidae. The coding region runs from base 49 to 342 and encodes 97 amino acids. Gene Ontology annotation, cellular component: dendrite. Gene Ontology annotation, molecular function: PDZ domain binding; microtubule binding. Gene Ontology annotation, biological process: cytoplasmic microtubule organization. The transcript is spliced from 2 exons. The record is from RefSeq and is a predicted model, not a curated record.